CAAUUUGUAGAAUCUUAAAAAAAAAUGGAGAUUAAUGAAAAAAUAGUCUAGAUUUGUGUUCAGGUAAAUGGUAAGAGUUUUGGGGAAAUCACAAGUAGAAGAAGAGAAGAAAGAUGAAGCUGAGGUUGUUGAUUAUUUCAAGGCCAAUUUCUUUCUCCAUCUUACUGGUAAUAACUCUAAUGCAGUUUCUCUUCUCCAAAAUAAAAUGACUUGUAAGAUAUAUAUAUAUAUAUAUUUUUUGUUGGACAAAAUGAAAUAACAGAAUCAACCUUGUCCAUUGGCAGGCAGUUCUUCUACUCAUACUUCCAAGCUUGUUGAUUCCAUGUUGGUAUGGUAUGAUCAAACAUAUUCAUUCUCAGGAUCUCCUUGUGAACAACUACAAUGCUACCUCUCAAAUGCCACUCGAGAUCCAGAAAAUAUCGAACUCAAUUCAACCAAUAUACGUGUCGACGACAAAUUUCGCUAAACUUCUCACCUCAUCUUUCAAUGGAACUCUAAUUUCAUUCUUUGAACUCCAAUCUAGGGUUAGCUACUAUCUCGUCUUUCCAAGUCUUUCAAGUCUAAUUAUAAAUCUUAAACGAGUCUAUGUAUUACCAUUAAAAGAGCCCUUAUUGGUCACUGCCUUAACUAUUUGGGUCAUGCUAAAGUUGGUAACUAUGCCUUGAAUCUCCACAGAUAACUUUGAGGUUGAAGUAACAUGCUAUUGAGACAACAUUAUUUUAAUUGGUACAAUAUGAUGAAUAGAUGACAAAAACAAAUAAAUAACUAGGUAAAUUGAAGUGACACAUUAACAUACCCUCUUUCGGAAUAGUUACCUCAAAUCUCUUUUUUUUAUAAACUGUCACUAUAUUCCAUCAGACUAUUUACUUAUUUAUGCCAUUUGUCUGUCACAUACCAAAUUAACCAAAGUUUAAGGAUGUAACUAUAACUAGUAUGAAGAUGGGAUGAAGAGUAGUAACUAGCAACUUCACUACCUACAACUAUUAAUGUUUCUAAUGUUUUUAAACUUUCAGAUUGCUCCUAUGUUAUUUCAAGGAUUCUCAAUCAUUCCAUACCUGACUCAAAUAUCCUAUAUCGGGAUGGAUGGUCUCUUCUUCUCAUACUACACUGACAAAAACCAAACUUUUGCAGUCUAUGCUAACUCUACCUUCACUGGCAAAUUCUAUCCUCAUCCACCAAGGGAAUACAGUUGGCUGACCCAAUUGGUAAACUCUACCACAGGAGAAUUAUAUGGGAAUAUGACUGAGACCUUCCCAUUGGUCACUAGCAACACGAGUUGGUUUCGAGACGCCUUAAAUAGUAACCAGGGAUGUGCAUCUACAGGGACAAGAUGGAGCUCAGAUCAUGAACGUUUGUUCCUCAACACGGUUAGAGUUAAUGGAAGUAACAGAGUCGUUUCCUUUGGAUUUUCGAUCAAAACAUUUAUUGAUCUCUUCUUCACGAGCAUUGAACGUCAAGGAGGGAGAUUGUACCUCGCAACAACUGAAGGAGAAAUUCUUGUCAUAGGCUCUCAAAACAUUAGGAUGGUCCUUGCCAAUGGUUCAGCAUCAUUUCAGUUUUUUAAUCCAAAUGGCAGUGAAAUUGCUCGAAUCGGGAACAUCUCGUGCCUGCCUAGGAAAAAAGAUUUUGAUCCAAAGGAUUCUUUCUUUAAUCUUCUGGGUACAAAAUAUAAGAUAUAUUGCUCUCCAAUUGAGAUAAUGGGUGUGCAGUUGGUAAGUCUGAUUCAUACUGUAACUAUAACAUAUAUCCUGAAAAUACUAAAAUAUGUUAAUUUCAUCAUUUUAUUGACUAUGUUAGGUCCAAAUGCAUACACAUUAUUUUUAAUCUCCGGCUUGUUCUUAUUUCAGGUCUAUUCAUUAGUAUUGCCUCAAAAAGAGUUGGCUAGCCUUGUCCAGAAGAGUAGCAGAAUGGGACUAAUUCUCCUUAUAUUAAUAAUGACUACCACAGUUAUCUCCAUUUCUGGUUUUGUGUUCAUAGUCAUUAGAGCAACAAAAAGAGAAAUGCAUUUAUGUGCCAAACUCAUUCAACAAAUGGAAGCAACUCAACAGGCAGAGAGGAAAAGUAUGAACAAGAGUGUUGCUUUUGCUAGAGCGAGCCAUGACAUUCACGCUUCUUUGGUAGGCAUUAUUGGUUUGGUUGAGAUAUGCCACAAUGAAGUUGCCCCAGGUUCAGAGUUAGACAUGAGGCUAAAACAGAUAGAUGGUUGUACAAAGGAUCUUCUAGGCAUACUGAACUCUAUUCUAGAUACAAGCAAGAUUGAAGCAGGGAAAAUACAGCUCGAGGAAGAAGAGUUUCAUUUGGGUCAACUUCUAGAAGAUGUGGUAGAUUUGUUUCAUCCAGUGGGUGUGAAGAAAGGAAUAGACAUAGUGUUAGAUCCUUAUGAUGGCUCAAUUAUCAAGUUUUCACAAGUAAAAGGUGAUAGAGGAAAGCUUAAACAAGUUUUGUGCAAUUUACUAAGCAAUGCUGUUAAAUUCACUUCUGAAGGGCAAGUUACUGUUCGAGCGUGGGUCAAGAAUUUACCUGCUAUGCAGAACAAUAUAAUUUCUUCUAAUCAUAAUGGUGAAAUGUUGAAGCAUUUAUCAUUCUUAAUAUGUAGCACACACACGUUUCAAGAACAACAAGCCCUGGAUAAUGGAAUUAAUUUGAAACCUGAUUGUAUGGAAUUUACAUUUGAGAUAGAUGACACAGGGAAAGGCAUUCCUAAAGAGAUGCGUAGAUUGGUUUUUGAGAACUAUGUCCAAGUCAAAGAAACAGCUUUGAGACAAGGAGGAGCUGGCUUGGGACUUGGCAUUGUUCAGUCUCUGGUACGCUUGAUGGGAGGAGAUAUAGCAAUUUUGGAUAAAGAGACUGAAGAAAAGGGAACAUGUUUUAGGUUCAAUGUUCUUCUUACUGUCUUAGAGAGCAACGUCAACUCUGGUGACAACACAUGUCAAUCAUCGCCUACCUCAAGACUGACUUUUUGGUCCCCUAGUACAAGUCUCCGUUCUCCUAGAGCAAUCCGAACCACCAGUUCCAAAGCUGAAACAUCUCGUGUCAUUCUCUUAAUUCAAAAUGAUCAACGAAGAAUGAUAUGCAAGAAAUUCCUGGAAAGUCUUGGCAUAAAAGUAUUGGCAAUGAAAGAAUGGGAGCAACUCCUUGUCACUCUACAAAAAACAUUGGAGAAACAGAGUCAGUCUAUGCAUAACUUAAGAGGAAGGUCAGGUAAUAGUUCACCAAGUGACUGCCUAAGCAAAUCAACGUCCGGUGACUCCAGCAAUGGGUUGAACAUGCAUGUUUCUAUGGGUGCAAUGAAAGACGAGAAAAAUUACCUUCUUUCUGUAUUCAAAAAGACUAAUCUCAGAGGUGGAAAUAGCUUCAUCUUGAUUGUAAUUGAUGCCAGUGCAGGACCAUUCAAGGACAUAUGUGAUAUGGUAGCUAAUUUUCGAAGGGGACUUCAAGGUGCCUAUUGCAAGGUUGUUUGGCUACUGGAGAAUCAAAUGUCACGCAUUAUCAACGACAAGGGGCUAGAAUCAAACAUUUUCAAGUCGAAUGAUGUUUUUAUAUCUAGACCUUUUCAUGGUUCUCGUUUAUAUGAAGUGAUAAGACUGCUUCCAGAGUUUGGAGGCACAUUAGAAACCGGAGAAAGUAGUAGAUUAUAUUGGAGUGGGAGUGUUUCUAAAGAUCCAAAUUCAUCACCGUACCAAUAUCAUAGUAAGGCCAAGGAGGAGAAUUCACCAAUUCUUAGAGGCCAAAUCAGAACGAGAGUACAAAAAGAAACAACAUCAAGUAGUGGGACCUCCCCAAAGAAUUUGUCCAUGAAUCAAAUUCAUUCUUGUUUAGGAUCAAAGUCUAGAAGUUCACCCAUUGUUGGGCAAAAAAGUCUACACCAAGAAAUUAGAGAAGAGAAAUAUAGAAACUUGGGUGUUGAAAAACCUCUAAGUGGCAAAAAAUUCUUGGUUGCUGAGGACAAUUUAGUGUUGCAAAAACUAGCUAGAUUGAACCUUGAAAGACUUGGUGCAGCUAUUGAGACAUGUGAAAAUGGAAAAGAAGCUUUAGAGCUUGUUUGCAAUGGCUUAGGCAAUCAGUGGAAACAUGGUGCUUCAAAUACUCUCCCUUACGAUUACAUACUUAUGGACUGUGAGAUGCCAAUAAUGGAUGGAUAUGAAGCAACAAGACAGAUAAGGAAGGUAGAAAGAUAUUACAACACCCACAUUCCAAUCAUUGCACUAACAGCCCAUAUAACAGAAGAAGAAGCAGGAAAGACAAUUGAAGCUGGAAUGGAUGUGCAUUUAGGCAAGCCACUCAGAAAAGAGAAACUACUAGAAGCCCUUACAUGUAUCCAUAGCAAAUAGUGUUUUACUUACUUUAUGCAGAUUAAAACAAAAUUUCAGUGAUUCAUACGAUACAAUAUAUCUAUUUAGCUACUGAAUGCAUUGUCUAUACUGUUUCAUGUGUUCGGAUAUGUUAGAGAGAAAAUCUAUGACUCUGUAAUCUCAAGGCUUUGAUACCCAAAACAGGCAAAUCCUUCUUUCUGUUCGAUAUGAUAUCAUCCAAACAAAUUAGAUAUGUAAUACGAAGGAAACCCAAUGUGGCAGAAGAAAUUCACAACACACAAUUACAAACACAAAAUUGAAUGUCUAUCAAUAUGAAGAUAUUACUUAAAACCCUUUUAAAUCUGUUUAUAUCCUCCCUGAUUUAUACAUUGUCUUUGAUAUUUUAGUUCUUUGGG
Molecule: messenger RNA, 4708 nt
Organism: Benincasa hispida (wax gourd)
Lineage: Eukaryota; Viridiplantae; Streptophyta; Magnoliopsida; Cucurbitales; Cucurbitaceae
Source: RefSeq, a predicted model, not a curated record